CCUCUUGACAGGUGUACCCGGAAGAAACAGGAUUUUGAAAAUGGCGAUCCACGCAGUUCUCAGCCAAAAGAAAGAAAAAUAGAGUUGCUCUUAGUCCAUGUCGUAACCAAACCGAGCUGUGACGGAUCGUGGAGGACAUUGUGAUCUGCUGUAAAUAUGGACCGUUUGGGGAUGGCACGGGAGGACGAUGGGAAAGAGGACUCCUAUACAGAAAACCUUAUUGGUACACUGUUGGCUAUCUUUGGAAACUUGUUGGUCAGCAUCUCAGUGAGCAUUCAGAAACAAAGUCAUGUUUCAUUAGCAGGAAAUAAAGACCCAAGGCAGUACUACCACACUAAAACCUGGUGGUUCGGCCUGAUGCUUAUGGUUCUAGGAGAGGGUGCAAUGUUUGUGUCAUAUGCAUUUGCUCCUCUCUCUCUCAUAGCUCCACUUAACGCUGUGUCUGUCAUAUCAAGUUCCAUCUUAGGUUUCCUUUUUUUGCGAGAGAAGUGGAAGGCUAAGGAAUUCUUGAAGCGCUACAUUUUGACUUUUCUGGGCUGUGCCAUGACGGCAGGCGGUACUUACCUCUUUGUGACAUUUGGACCGAAUUCUCACGAAAAGCUGAACGCAGAAAAUAUAGUCAAACAUGUUAUUAGCUGGCCGAUCCUCUUAUACUUGCUUCUUGGAAUUAUUGCAUUCUGUCUGAUCCUGUAUUUCUACAAACAGUGGAAUGCAAACUACCUCGUUUUGAUUCUUCUAUUAGUGGCACUACUUGGCUCAGUGACUGUGAUCACAGUGAAAGCAGUUUCAGGCAUGAUUGUGCUCAGUGUCAGGGGUCCUCUGCAGCUCUCAUACCCCAUAUUCUACGUCAUGUUUGUCUGCAUGGUGGCUACUGUUUUUUUCCAAGCAUCAUUUUUAGCACAGGCAUCUCAUCUGUAUGAUUCCUCUCUCAUCACCUGUGUGAAUUACAUUUUCUCAACAACAUUAGCGAUUGUGGCUGGUACCAUAUUUUACCAGGAAUUCAACCAUGAAGAUGUUCUGCACAUAUGCAUGUUUGCAUUGGGAUGUGCUGUAUGUUUCCUUGGAGUGUUUCUUAUCACCAAAAACAAGAGAAGGGCCAAAGCCUUUGAGCCAUAUGUCACUAUGGAUAUGGCGAAAGGUAUUCCAACCAUUCACGACAAAGGCUGGGCCGUGCAGCCAGAUUACAACGGUUCAUUUUCCUACGGAGCACUUGAGAACAAUGACAACGUUUCUCCUGUGACUCUCCCAGUGGGUCAGGAUCAGUCCGUCUCACCUGGUCCUGUUAGCCAGUACCAAUCUACAGAGCUGAAGAAGGAUUGAGUGGACAUUUUACCCAAAAGAACUGUUUGUGUUUAAGCCUUUUCUGUUUGCUUGAUGGGAGCAAAAUCUAACAGAUUGAAAAUACUGGACCAUUCUAUAACUUCUGUAUAGCUCUACAACAAUAUUGUUACUUCUGGGAAUUCUAAUCCUGUCUCAUUGGUGGGGUUGGUUUGAACUUUUUUGCAGGGAGAUACUGUCAGGGAUACUGGCAUGUUAUCUUAGAAUGAAGAUUGUAAUUGUAAUCAAGCCUUAAAUAUGUUGAUUGACACUUAUUCCUCCUGACACCCUCAUCAAAGUUGGAAAGUGCUUAUAGUUAAACUCAGAACCUAUAUAUACCUCAAAACAUUUUUCGAUUGUGUUACUGCUUUGUACCAAACAUAAUGCGACCCCUCCUUUAUCACCUAGAGGACUAAUGUUCACUAAAAACAUCAUAACAAACAUCCCUGCUUAUUACAUAGUUUCGGUUUGGUACAAAAUCUUGCACACAUUUGGUAGCAUUUGGACUGGAAAGUGUGCCGUGCUUGUUAUUUAUUUUCUGUGCAAGUCUAAAACAAAGGAAAUUGCUUUUCUUUUCUAUGGAAUGUGCCAGAUACCAAAACACUGGGGGUGGUUAUAGAUGACUUCUUUACUGCCGUCAGAAACAUUGAUGGUUAUUUAUUGUAUAUAUUUUGUUAUGCUAUGCCUCUAGUAUGCAGCUUUUUAUAUAUUAAACAUAAGUAAUCAUUACUGUGUUUUUAUUGAGUGUUAACACAAGUUAUGUGUAAAGCUGUGCUGAGAUAAUGCAAUUUUAUUAAAUGUUUGCAUAUGAUUGUUAUUCAGUCAUUCAAUCAAAGUAUUUAAUAAAUGUUUGCAUAUGAUUGCUUUUCACUUAAAGCGAUUAUGCUGGUGUUUCUGGUAAUAGCCAUUCUUUAGUGACAAUGUAUUUCUUGUCUUAGUAUUUCACACUGUAAUGCAAAUCCAAUUAAACUGCUUCUGAUUGAUCUGGUUCAAUGCCUUAUAAAAAUAAAAAUUGUAAUGCUGUUUUACAUGAGCAAUGUAUUAAAGCCUUACUGUAUCUA
Messenger RNA from Triplophysa dalaica, 2378 nucleotides. RefSeq names its product NIPA like domain containing 3 (gene nipal3). The record is from RefSeq and is a predicted model, not a curated record. Lineage: Eukaryota; Metazoa; Chordata; Actinopteri; Cypriniformes; Nemacheilidae. Gene Ontology annotation, biological process: magnesium ion transport. Bases 157 to 1320 code for a protein of 387 amino acids. Gene Ontology annotation, cellular component: membrane. Gene Ontology annotation, molecular function: magnesium ion transmembrane transporter activity. The transcript has 11 exons.